Messenger RNA from Ceratosolen solmsi marchali, 4305 nucleotides. RefSeq names its product probable phospholipid-transporting ATPase IIB. Gene Ontology annotation, cellular component: trans-Golgi network; endosome; plasma membrane. Gene Ontology annotation, molecular function: ATP hydrolysis activity; ATPase-coupled intramembrane lipid carrier activity; ATP binding. The transcript is spliced from 13 exons. The coding region runs from base 684 to 4004 and encodes 1106 amino acids. Gene Ontology annotation, biological process: retrograde vesicle-mediated transport, Golgi to endoplasmic reticulum; phospholipid translocation; endocytosis. The record is from RefSeq and is a predicted model, not a curated record. Lineage: Eukaryota; Metazoa; Arthropoda; Insecta; Hymenoptera; Agaonidae.
CAAUAUGAGUAGUGAAGACUGGAAUUUACGGGACGUCGAGUUUUUAUUUUGACACUGCGAUUGAACGGAGUUGGCACGAUGCCAUUAUGUUGACGUCUUUAUCGGGACUGCGGCGCGUAUGGCGUACACGUGUGUACGCUUAGCCUCGAUCGUGAAAAAGUAUGCACAAUCGAUAAGUCGCGCGCGUACGUAGAUAAAAGCAUCGCAAGACUCGUAGGAAUAAGGAGGCGGAAGUCCAACGGGCUCGAAUUGUCCGGCCUCGGUUAUAACGCACGUGUGCCCACUAAUGAUUAUGCGCGUGUGCUGGCUCGUGGGUACGAAUGACUCUACGUUUGCGCGCUGGUGCGUGUGCUCGACGAUGGCGAAUUCCUUCCAAUUUCACGACAUGGUUAGGCGUUAACGGUCCAGGGAGCCUGCAAGCGAAGUGGUGGGAGCUUUGACGAUUGACGCGAUUGUUAUGCGCGGGGUGGACGGAGGAACGAGGACGGGACUGUCGAGCAAGGCCUCCGUCGUCCAGCUGUAUUUGUUUAUUUAGCCGUUCGAUUAUUAAAUUAUCCUCGUGGUCACCUUGCGCGUCCUUUGAUUGAUGAAGCGAGUAGGAGGAAAUUGGCGUACCAUCGCCGCUGGCAUUACGAAGCUGGAGCAACAGUUGAAGAAAGCUGGCUCGAAUACGGAACACGGCGAUGAGGUUAGAGGAGAUGCCAUUGCGGCUGAGCUCCGACGAGCGGGAUUUUGAAAUGGAUGAGGAAACCGAUUAUCUUUUGCAGCCGGCGGAAGAUAGUAUACGCAUGAUGACGAGCAAUAGGAAUCGUCACGGACGACUGUCCAAAUGCUCCCAAUUGCUCAAGCACAUCUUGUGUGGAUGCUGUACAUGGAUGUGGCGACGAUGUUGCAAAGAAAAAGAAUUGAGGGCAAGAACUAUACAAAUUGGUCAGCUAAUGUACGAAAAGUUUCCAACAAAUGUCAUUCGUAACCAAAAAUAUAGUAUUAUUACUUUCUUACCAAUGGUUCUAUUUCAACAAUUUAAAUUUUUUCUCAAUCUCUAUUUUUUAUUAAUGGCCAUUUCCCAAUUUAUACCAGACAUUAGAAUUGGAUAUUUAUAUACAUAUUGGGGACCAUUAUGUUUUGUUUUGGCAGUCACACUCUGCAGAGAGGCUGUGGAUGAUUGUAGAAGAUAUAAGAGAGAUAAAGAAGUUAAUGGUCAAAAAUAUUAUAGAUUAGUUAAAGGUUUUAAUACACCAGAACUGGUACCAAGUUCAAAAUUAAGAGUCGGAGAUUUAGUUGUUGUAGAAAAAGGUCAGAGAGUGCCAGCAGAUCUUGUUCUUUUGAGAACAACAGAAAAGUCUGGUGCUUGCUUUGUACGAACUGAUCAACUGGAUGGAGAAACUGAUUGGAAACUGCGAUUAGCAGUACCAACAACGCAAAAAUUAGACGGAGACUCUCAGCUAUUUGAUAUUAAAGCUAGUCUUUAUGUAGAAAAGCCACAAAAAGAUAUUCAUAGUUUUAUUGGUACAUUUACAAGAUAUGAUGGAUAUAGCAGUGAAGAAAGUCUUGGGGUUGACAAUACAUUGUGGGCAAAUACAGCAAUUGCAUCAGGCUCAGCAUUAGGAGUUGUUGUUUAUACAGGACAGGAAACAAGAUCAUUAAUGAAUCAUUCGGCACCAAGAUCUAAAGUUGGUUUACUCGAUGAAGAAAUUAAUCAAUUAACAAAAGUUCUGUUUUGUGCUGUUAUUGGUUUGGCUUUAGUUAUGAUGUGUUUGAAAGGAUUUAGUGGUCCAUGGUAUCGCUAUAUGUUCCGCUUUGUAUUACUUUUCUCUUACAUAAUUCCAAUCAGUCUUCGAGUAAACUUAGAUAUGGGAAAAACGUUUUAUGCUUGGUGCAUCCAAAGAGAUAAAGAUAUUGCUGGCACAGUUGUAAGAACUACUACAAUUCCGGAAGAACUUGGCAGAAUAUCAUAUUUAUUGAGUGACAAAACUGGUACUUUGACACAAAAUAAAAUGGUGUUUAAGAAAUUGCAUUUGGGAACUAUCUCUUAUGGACAAGAUUCUUUUGAUGAAGUGUCUUCUGUUUUACAAACUUUUUAUACUAUUGAUUCCGAAUCUUCACCGAUAAAGGUAUCGACUAAUACAUAUUCGGGAAAAGUUAGAAGAUCAGAAAACACAAGGAUUUACGAAGCGGUACAUGCACUAGCUUUAUGUCACAAUGUUACACCUGUGUACGAUGAUGUCAAAAAUAAAGAUCUUAAUAGUAAACUCGAUACUGAUAGUGUUGAAACUGUGGAAACUAAUUCUGUUCGAAGUCAACCAGAAGGAGAUAGUAAUUAUAAUUCAGAUCAAGGACUUACGUACCAAGCAUCAAGUCCAGAUGAAGUAGCCUUAGUUAAAUGGACCGAAGAAGUUGGUUUGGCAUUAAUAAAACGAGAUUUAAAUACCAUGCAACUUAAAGCUCCAAAUGGCAAACUUUUAAAUUAUACGAUUCUGCAAAUUUUUCCCUUUACUUCCGAAACAAAAAGAAUGGGUGUUAUCGUUAAAGAAGAAUCGACGAAUGAAAUUACGUUUUAUUUGAAAGGCGCUGACGUUGUGAUGGCUGGAAUUGUACAAUACAAUGAUUGGCUAGAAGAAGAAUGCGGAAAUAUGGCUAGAGAAGGUUUUCGUACACUCGUUGUAGCAAAAAAGAAUUUGACUGAAGAGCAGUACUUAGAUUUUGAAGCAAGAUACAAUGCCGCAAGAAUGUGUGUCACUGAUCGUGUGUCAAGAGUUACUGCCGUAAUUGAGAGUCUUGAACGAGAAAUGGAAUUACUGUGUGUUACAGGAGUCGAAGACAAAUUACAGGAUAAAGUUAGAUCUACGUUAGAAUCUUUAAGAAAUGCAGGAAUAAAGAUUUGGAUGUUAACCGGAGAUAAACUAGAGACCGCAACUUGUAUAGCGAAAUCUUCGAGACUUGUUUCUCGAACGCAGGGUCUCCAUGUAUUUAAAUCAGUUGUAACAAGAACAGAUGCUCAUUUAGAAUUAAAUAUAUUCCGGAAAAAGCAAGAUUGCGCCCUUGUUAUAAGUGGUGAUUCUCUGGAGGUAUGCCUACAGUAUUACGAGGAUGAAUUUUUGGAACUCGCAUGUGGUUCACCAGCUGUAGUUUGUUGCCGCUGUUCGCCAACGCAAAAAGCUGAGGUUGUUAGCUUAAUACAAAGGCAUACCGGCAAAAGGACUGCUGCUGUUGGCGAUGGUGGAAACGAUGUCUCUAUGAUUCAGUCUGCUGAUGCUGGUAUUGGUAUUGAAGGUCUUGAAGGUAGACAAGCAUCUUUGGCUGCUGAUUUUUCAAUUCAACAGUUUAGUCAUUUGGCAAACUUGCUACUUGUUCAUGGUAGACGAAGUUAUAAAAGAUCCGCCGCUCUGAGUCAAUUUGUUAUACAUCGUGGUCUAAUUAUUUCAACAAUGCAGGCUGUAUUUUCCGCUGUAUUUUACUUCUCGUCAGUUCCACUCUAUCAAGGAUUCUUAAUGGUUGGAUACGCAACUAUAUAUACCAUGUUCCCUGUUUUCUCACUUGUUUUAGACAAAGAUGUGUCUGGAAAAAUAGCUUUGACUUUUCCAGAGCUUUAUAAAGAUUUAAGCAAAGGUCGGUCAUUGUCGUAUAAAACAUUUUUCAUGUGGGUUUUAAUCAGCAUUUACCAAGGCGGUGUUAUAAUGUAUGGUGCGUUAAUUAUGUUUGAAGAUGAAUUUAUUCAUAUAGUUGCUAUAAGCUUUUCAGCUUUAGUUUUAACAGAAUUGAUUAUGGUAGCUUUGACAAUUAGAACAUGGCAUCAUAUAAUGGUUCUUGCAGAAGUUUUCUCUUUGGCCUUAUACAUGCUAUCACUAGUUGUCUUGAAAGAUUAUUUUGAUGCCGAAUUUAUUAAAACGCCAGAUUUCUUAUGGAAAGUAGUGGUUAUAACUCUCGUAUCUUGUAUGCCUCUUUACAUACUUAAACUGUUGAGGAAAAAGUUUUCUCCGCCAAGUUACACAAAGUUAUCAUAGAAAUUGUCGUCAGUAAAUAAAAUUCAAAUAUACAUUUUUGCCUUGAAUGUAAUAUUUCCAACAGAAGUUAAUCUAUUUUAAAAAUCACUGAUCCGAUUAACUUAUUGUAUAAUCGUUUUUAAAAUAACAUCGUAUAUCGAUGAUGUGGCAUUUGCUACUAAUUUUUUAUUAUACGAAGCAAUUAGUAGCCUCAUAUCCACAAAUUCUAUCUAAUUUACUUGUACAUGGUAAAUCUAUUCACAACGAGCCAGACAUGAGUUGAUCAAGAGUUGAUAUCGGCUCUUGGAUAUUUGAUAAGGAG